Messenger RNA from Stegodyphus dumicola, 840 nucleotides. RefSeq names its product Adenylate kinase 1 (gene Ak1). The record is from RefSeq and is a predicted model, not a curated record. NCBI's taxonomy places the organism in Eukaryota, Metazoa, Arthropoda, Arachnida, Araneae, Eresidae. Gene Ontology annotation, molecular function: ATP binding; nucleobase-containing compound kinase activity. Gene Ontology annotation, biological process: nucleobase-containing compound metabolic process.
UAAUUUUUUGCUAUGAAUUUUUAGGUGGUCCUGGAUCCGGUAAAGGCACUCAGUGUGAAAAGAUUGUUCAGAAGUAUGGCUUCACUCACUUAUCGACAGGCGAUCUUUUACGAGAAGAAUGUAACUCGGGUUCGGAGCGUGGCGCGAGAUUGGUUGAUAUCAUGAAAAAAGGACAGCUGGUACCUAAUGAUGAAGUUCUGGCACUUUUGAAAGAAGCCAUUCAAAAGCAUCUUCCGAAAUCAAAUGGUUUUCUCGUCGACGGUUAUCCCAGAGAAGCGGGGCAAGCUGUCGAAUUUGAACAACAGGUAUGUAAGUGCUCUUUCUUACUGUUCUUCGAUGUGCCAGAUGACAUCAUGAAGGCUCGUCUACUAGAAAGGGGAAAGACGAGUGGUCGAGCAGAUGAUAAUGAGGAGACAAUCGCUAAAAGGCUCGACACUUUUCACAAACACACACAACCUAUUCUAGACCAUUAUGGAGACAAAGUUAAAAAAAUUCCUGCAACCGGUACGGUUGACGAAAUAUUCACAGAAGUAUGUGCCGUCAUCGACGCUUGCAAAUGCUAACCCAAAGUUUAUUUUUAAUCUCACUCACAAAACAGUUCUGUCAUUUUGAGUCGCUUCCUGAACUUCGAGAGACCAAAGAAAGGAACAUUUCGGUUCUUGUUUUUGCUGUCUCAAAAGUGAAAGCAAGAGAAAAAAAACGCGUGAAAAAAUAUACAGAGAAGUUCCUUUUUCUUGUGCAAUAAAAGCAUAUUUUUUGCUGAGACACACUUUCAUUCUUUUGGAGAAUUAACGCAAUGUGUAAAUAUAACUAAGUAAAAAAUAUUUUGCUUCUGUUUCA